AAAUAAAAUAAAAGAAAGAGGAACCCUAAACCCACACCGUCUUCAUCUCCUUCUCCCGCAGAUCAGUUCCGCCGCCGUCUUCAUCCCAAUCGUGGUAUCGCAGCUCCCGCGACUUUCUACUCUAUUGUCAUUACUGGUGACCUACGAUGGCGGACGAAGAUCCAAAGCCACUCACAUAUAUACCAGAGGUUAUACUUAAGAAGAGAAAGGUCAAUGAACUGGCGGCACUGAGAAGAAAGGAGCAGUUGGAAUUAAGGAAGCUGAAUUCGAAGAAAAACAAGGAUGGGUUUAUUAAGCUGCCUGAAGAAUUUGUCAGAGAAUAUCGUGCUAGAGAACUCGACUUUGUCAAGAUGAAGCACAGGAUAAAGAGAAAAAGAACUGCCUUGGUGCCAUCAAAAUCAAAAUUGAUUUUUAUAAUUCGGAUACAGGGCAAGAACGACAUGCAUCCAAAGACAAGGAGUCUCUUAUAUAAGCUUGGAUUAAGUAGAGUUUUCAGCGGGGUCUUUGCGAAGGCCAAUGAGCAUAUUCUAGGAAAGCUACAAAGGGUGGAGCCGUAUGUGACAUAUGGAUACCCUAAUCUUAAAAAUGUGAGGGAGCUCGUCCAUAAGAAGGGAUUUGCAAAGAUAGACAAACAAAGAGUUCCUCUAACUGACAAUAACAUCAUCGAACAGGAAUUGGGCAAGCAUGGAAUCCUUUGCAUGGAGGAUAUUGUGCAUGAAAUUGCUAAUGUUGGCCCACAUUUUAAGGAGGUAAUUUCCUUUCUAUGGCCCUUUGAACUUGAAAAGCCAGGAAGUGGACUUCAAGGGAAAAAAUCAUUGUACAAGGAGGGUGGGGAUGCUGGGAAUAGAGAGGAUGAUAUCAAUGAUCUGAUUGAUGCGAUGAAUUAGGUUUGAAUCAGAUCAUUUGAUUUAAAGAUAGGUUUCAGAAAACCUGAAGGAACUGAUAGUUUCUGUAAUUCAAUUUUGUUAGUAUCAUUAGUUCUUGACCUAUCAGCUUAUGAGACUUUUAACUUGUAUCCAAGGGCUUGUAAUGUGUGGAUACAGGAAAAUUUUCUGGUGCCACUGUUGUAUUUGAUCUUUUACCAAUUUGGCACAAAACGUUAUUAAGUGAUAUAUUAUUUUAUUUUAUUAGCGCUA
Cucurbita maxima (winter squash) is the source of this 1136-nucleotide messenger RNA. RefSeq names its product 60S ribosomal protein L7-1-like. Gene Ontology annotation, cellular component: cytosolic large ribosomal subunit. The record is from RefSeq and is a predicted model, not a curated record. Gene Ontology annotation, molecular function: structural constituent of ribosome; RNA binding. Bases 147 to 887 code for a protein of 246 amino acids. Gene Ontology annotation, biological process: maturation of LSU-rRNA from tricistronic rRNA transcript (SSU-rRNA, 5.8S rRNA, LSU-rRNA). Lineage: Eukaryota; Viridiplantae; Streptophyta; Magnoliopsida; Cucurbitales; Cucurbitaceae. The transcript has 6 exons.